Molecule: messenger RNA, 586 nt
Organism: Vidua chalybeata
Lineage: Eukaryota; Metazoa; Chordata; Aves; Passeriformes; Viduidae
Product: TRIO and F-actin-binding protein-like
Exons: 1
Coding region: 1-546 (181 amino acids)
Source: RefSeq, a predicted model, not a curated record
AUGGUUUGGCAUGUCCUCGGCUCGAAGUGCUGUGUUCCAGUGCUCCCACCCUUCCUCGAGGGAGUCUGGGUUUUAUCUCUGCCCUCCUGGACCAUUUCUAGCUCUCCUCCGAAGACCUGCUUUGCCGUGGAUGUGGUGGCAUCCCGCGUCGCUCGCGCCUCCCCCAGUAACGGCCUUCUCCCCGUCCCAGAGCGCCGUCCUGCCAGCCAGAAGCCUGAGGAGAGCUGGCCAAAGCACCGAAAAACUGACCCUCCCUGGGCAUCCACCCUGCCGCGCGCCCCAGCUGGCUCCCCGCCGGCCCGCAGCGACCUGCUGAGUGGCAGUGGGCACCUCUCUGGCCCACGGGUCCAGGACUCCCACAGGCACUGUGUCAGUGGGGGUGCAGAGGCACGGCACGGGCUGGAGAGGCAGGAGUACACGGUGCUGGCAGACCUGCCCAAGCCCAAGCGCCUCGGCCAGCGGGAUGCUGCUGACCGCUAUGGCUCCCGGACACUCAGCCCUGGCCGAGUGGAGGUGGAGAGGAUAUUUGGAUGCGAACGCAGGUGAGAAGUAAUGGGACUCCACAGUGCUCAGAGGCAGGGGAUUG